Messenger RNA from Heterostelium album PN500, 303 nucleotides. RefSeq lists its product as uncharacterized. The transcript has 2 exons. The record is from RefSeq and is a predicted model, not a curated record. Bases 1 to 303 code for a protein of 100 amino acids. NCBI's taxonomy places the organism in Eukaryota, Evosea, Eumycetozoa, Acytosteliales, Acytosteliaceae.
AUGGCGUUGACAUCGUUUUCGGGCAGCGUCAGAAAGAGCUGUUCCGCCUCGGUGAUCUCACGCUCGCGAUCCACAUCACAAGUGAACACCUGUGAAGUGUUGUCCUUGGUGAACAACGAUAGUUUACUGAUAUCAGUCGAUAUUCCACUGAUACUCGAUUUCAGUGGAUUAGAUGGUAAUGAAUGUGAUAACUUUGGAUUCGAAUGUGAUGACGAUGGUGAUGAUGAGUGUGCUAUUGAUAAUGAUGAUGACGACGAUGACGAUGACGAUGAUGAAGAUCCUCUGCUGUUGCUAUUACUAUGA